AUCAGAAGUUCUCUGUGGACGCGUGGGUCGUUGAGAAUUCCGAGACUGCGCCUGCGCUUAUCGGUUUCUUUGUCUGUAAAAUGGAGAUAAGCUGUGUCUGUAUUUCAAGGUUAUUGUGAGAACUGAGAUGACAGGAGUGUGUGUGGCAGUUGACUCCGCUGUGAAGAGCUGUAAAGAUGUCUGACAAGAACCAGAUAGCUGCCACAGCUUUCCUUAUUGAGCAACUGAUGUCUAAAAGGAAUUUUGAGAAUCUUGGCAACCACCUUACUGAGCUAGAAACAAUUUAUGUGACUAAGGAGCAUCUCCAGGAGACAAAUAUGGUCAGAGCUGUGUACAGAGUCCUCAAAAACUGCCCCUCGGUGGCUUUGAAAAAGAAAGCCAAGUGUUUGCUGUCAAAAUGGAAAGCUCUUUAUAAGAGCACUCACUUCAAAUCAAGAGACAGCCCUAAAUUAUUCACUACGAGUGGUAAUGAAGUAAACUCAAGGCUUCCUCACGACCCAAAUAAGGAUGAAAAACUGGAUGUCUGCAGUUCUAAUCCUCUGCUUUCAUCCCAAGAUGUUGAAAAACUUAGUGAAACGAUUGUGCUGGAAAAUAGCACUAUUCAGAAGGAAUCUAAGAAAGAGCAUGCUGAGGGUAGUGACCUUGCAUCCACUGGCAAGAGAUCAAUUGAGUUGCAGGAUCCCACAACACCUAUGAGAACUAAAUGCACAGAGCUUCUUUAUUCAGCUUUAACUAGUUCUUCCACAGAUCAGUCAAGAACUGAUUUGUGGCAAAACUUUGCAAGAGAAAUUGAAGAGCAUAUUUUUACCCUUUAUGCAAAGAACAUAAAAAAAUAUAAAACUUGUAUCAGAAGCAAAGUUGCCAAUUUGAAGAACCCCAGAAAUUCUCACUUACAACAAAACUUGCUCUCUGGGUCCAUAUCUGUAAGAGAAUUUGCUGAAAUGACUGUCAUGGAGAUGGCCAACAAGGAACUGAAGCAGUUGAGAGCUUCGUACACAGAAUCUUGUCUCCAGGAACAUUACCUUCCCCAAGUGAUUGAUGGCACACAGACCAAUAAAAUUAAAUGUAGACGCUGUGAGAAAUAUAAUUGCAAGGUCACUGUCAUUGCCAGAGGAACACUUUUCCUUCCAAGCUGGGUGCGGAAUUCAAAUCCAGAUGAACAAAUGAUGACCUAUGUAAUUUGUAAUGAAUGUGGGGAGCAGUGGUACCAUAGCAAGUGGGUGUGCCUGUAAUUGU
Molecule: messenger RNA, 1236 nt
Organism: Carlito syrichta (Philippine tarsier)
Lineage: Eukaryota; Metazoa; Chordata; Mammalia; Primates; Tarsiidae
Gene: TCEANC
Product: transcription elongation factor A N-terminal and central domain containing
Exons: 3
Coding region: 177-1232 (351 amino acids)
Biological process (GO): DNA-templated transcription
Cellular component (GO): nucleus
Source: RefSeq, a predicted model, not a curated record